Molecule: messenger RNA, 3628 nt
Organism: Saccostrea echinata
Lineage: Eukaryota; Metazoa; Mollusca; Bivalvia; Ostreida; Ostreidae
Product: ras-related protein Rab-21-like
Exons: 6
Coding region: 174-800 (208 amino acids)
Biological process (GO): Rab protein signal transduction
Molecular function (GO): GTPase activity; GTP binding
Source: RefSeq, a predicted model, not a curated record
GAAGAAACCCGUGACCCCCGUUUUCAUGACGUACACAUACAGAAACGCCAUGUUUUAGAGAGAAGAGGAGAGUUUCUGUUAUUUCUACGAUGAUUUCAUGUUUAAUUUUAACCUUAUAAACAAAGUAUCACAAGACCAUUGUGAGAUCCUAGCAGAUAUUGUAAACACCAACAAUGGCUGAUUCUGGUGGCCGGAACUUCUCCUUCAAAUGUGUGCUUUUGGGAGAAGGAUGUGUUGGGAAAACUUCAUUAGUUCUGCGAUAUGUCGAAAACAAAUUUAAUGAUAAACACAUAACAACAUUACAGGCAUCUUUUCUCACCAAAAAACUUAACAUUGGAGGAAAGAGGGUCAACUUGUCUAUAUGGGACACAGCGGGACAGGAGAGGUUUCAUGCCCUCGGUCCUAUCUACUACAGGGACAGUAAUGGUGCAAUACUGGUGUACGAUAUCACAGACGAAGACUCCUUCCAGAAGGUGAAAAACUGGGUAAAGGAGUUACGGAAAAUGUUAGGGAACGAAAUCUGUCUGUGCAUAGCUGGAAACAAAAUAGAUUUAGAAAAAGAACGGCAUGUUUCUGUGGCAGAAGCUGAAGCUUAUGCUGCAUCAGUAGGAGCCAAACAUUUUCACACCUCAGCAAAACUGAACAAAGGUAUAGAGGAAAUGUUCUUAGAUUUAAGUAAAGGUAUGAUAGAAAAAGCCGGGGAGGAUAAUAACCGUAAUCAGAGAGACGGUACAAAUCGCAAAAGUGUCGUCGUUGUCGACGAUGAAACCCCAACACAGCAAAAAUCUGGAUGUUGUUGAUGUCGUUGCCAUAGUGAACCUAAUUAGAUUGAACUUUGAAAAGACUGAAGGUCUUUUUGAACUUUAUACAUGUUUUAAGAUGUUUAAAUUCAGUAAGUUCAGUAAAAUGCAUAAAACGGUUUUUCUUAAUGAAACAUGGUUACAUGUACAGAGUGCUAAUAUGGAAACAUUAAUUUUGUAGUGUUUUAUGCUUUUUUUUUUUUUUUACAUGUACAGAAAAUUGCACAUGUAUAAUGGAAGUGAAACAAAUGUUUAAUUUAUAGGAAUUAUAGGAAUUCUAAUAUUUAUUCCCAUGUGGGUUUGUAAUUUUGGCAUUAAUUCAUCGGAGGAGAUGCAUAAUAUGUAUGGUGGGAUUUAGCCUACCUGGUAUGCAUUUCAGGAUUUUUUUUUUUUUUGAUCAUCAUGUAAAGUACAAGAAGAGAUCUUGUCCCUCAUGAAAAAUACAUUUUGUGCAGUGUUAUCUGCUAUAUAAUUGUAAUUGUGUGAAAAUUGAAAUUAAAGAUUUUGUAUUCUUUAAUAUGAAAAUGAAUUGAUGGUUUACACACUGUAUAAAUGUGAAAUAUGUUUGUGGAUAUUUUUUUCGACUCUUCCACUGGCAUUCUUUGCCAUCUUUCAUGUUAUGUUUGGCGAAUCUUACAUAAAUCCAUUCAUUGUUUUUAAAAAAUGAAUUACAUGCUAACUUUACAUACAUGUACUGUUUUUCAUAGUAUAUGGUAAGAUUCAAUGUUUUGGUUUUAAAUGUCAUAAAUCUUCCUUUUUAGUAAAUUUUGUUUGUUGUGAGCUAUGUCAUUUUUAUAUCAACAAAAUUUCUCAGAUUAAUUCAAACUUGCAUGGCAAAUUAAUGAUUUAUAUUUUAGAUAGUAUACAGACAAGUCCUUUUGUGAUGUAGUCAUAUUUCCUACAUGUACAUCAAAUCAUAUGUGAAAUAUAUAUGAAUGAAUAUAAAUGUGUCAUAACUGAUUUUUUUUUUUUGGAAAAAAUUUUACUUUAUGUGAAAUAUUCUCAUGUACUGUUAUCUUGCAUUAAAUGAAUUAAUUUAAUUUUAAGGUUUAUUGGCCCUCUGAUAAGGGAGAUAACUCACACUGGAAUAACUAACUAUAACAUUGUCUAAUUCAAAGGUCUUUUCUUUCAAAUGUUUCCCUGCAAGGUACAUUAAAAUUUUAUGUAUUUUUAUAAUAAUAAAUAACAAUUCUUUUGAAAAAACUGUGUUUCAGGGAAUUUUUUUUUGAAGGGGGGGGGGGGUUAAACAGAGGGAUAAUGAACCUUAAACUAUAUUUUAAUAAUUCUGUCUUUAAUGACAAUGUGAAAUGGAACUACCUUUUCAUAUUGAAAUGUAGCAAGUAAACCAUACUUACUUGUACAGUAUAUAUAUAUAUAUGUACAUGUACUGUAUAUAUAGAUUGAUCAGUGAAUUUCUGAAAAGAAACACAUUUUUACUGAUCUUUUCUUUCAGUUGUUAAUGAAAUAUCAACUGUAAUCUGCAAAAGAUGCCAUAAUUUCUUAUUCAUUUUAUAAGUUAUAUACACUCUGCUUCAUUAAAACUUAAGUACCUUACUGUUAAAUGUACAGUAUAUGAUAUUUCUGAAAUGUCCAAAGAAUAUUCAUCAAUAACUGUACAAAUUUUAUGAGUCAUCUUUAGCUUUAGACUGAUUCAGCAUUGUGUUUGCUUUUGGUGUAAAAUAAUGCAUGGUGUAAUUUAUUAUAGAGAAGUGUUAUAUUAAAUGUUUCCUACUAAUAGAAUUAUUUUGGAACGACAGAAAUGCUGAAUUUGCCACAUUGAGCAUCCAUGGCUUUCUGAGGUUCUGUGUAGCUCUUUUGUCCCGAAGUUUGUAAAAUACGAUUCCUUGUGGUAAAACCACAUUUUUCUUCAAACACCUCAUCAAACCAACCUUUAAGCACAUGAGAUGCACAAGGCAAAUGCAGUAUUUUUGUCGUUUGUGAAAAUAAGAUUUUGAGCUUGUCCAUCAUUUUUUUCAAGGUACCCAACCUCUCUUUUGAUAGAUUGGGAUUACUGUUAAUAACUCCCAGCCUGUAGAGAGAUGCUUGAAUGAUUGUAUUGUAUUGUACCGGUAUUUUUAUCUUGUUUGGAAGGAACAUAUACUUGUACCUUUGUUUCUGAAAUGUUUGAAUGAGGUUGGCAUGACUGGAAUGUAAGCAGAGCUCUAUUUGAUUUUUUUGCACGUUUUAUAGUUAUCUAUCAGUAUAAAUCAUUGUUUUUUCAACUUUGUGGAUAGAACAUCAGAUAUUGUGAAAUUUCUUUUUUUCAUUAUUCACCAUAUUUGUACAGAGGUAUUUUUAAAUAUAUUUUUUUCUGACAGAGGUUAGUUCUUUUCAUUAUAAUGAGUGCAAAAAUCAGAUCAAAACAAAGAAAUUUUUGUUCAUAUUGAAGAAUGGGACAAAGAAAAAUAACAUUUAUUUGAAUAGAUUUUCUCAUUUUCAGGGAAUAUUGUGCUAAACUGUGGUAUUUUCCAAUGUCACAUACUUUAGACUUGGCUAUAGCAUCUAGCUCAGUGGGAUGUUUAGCCAACGGUUUUAUGUCUGUGUCUAAUGUAUUUUUAAAUGAAAAAAUGCAAGGGUUGCACACAUAAAUAUUAGAUCAAUUAAACUUAACAAUUGAUAAAUCUAUUGUACUGCAAGGGCAUGGAGUUGUUAGUUCGGUAUAAAUGUAUAGACAGCUUUACAGAGUACAUGAGCAAAGAUUAUUAUAGAUGUUUUUUUUAAUGAACUGCAGCAUCAAGUUGUCAGUUUGAUUGCUUUUCCUGAAUAAUUGAGAGAACUCUGUGAUAAAUUGUUAUUUCAUGUGAAUGUAUAAAAAAAUUAUUCAACUA